Macrosiphum euphorbiae (potato aphid) is the source of this 651-nucleotide messenger RNA. The record is from the annotation of a GenBank genome assembly. Lineage: Eukaryota; Metazoa; Arthropoda; Insecta; Hemiptera; Aphididae.
AUGGACACAAUGUACUCAAACAUUAACCUGGCUUUAUUUUCAACUAAACAGAGUAAAAUCAUUGAGAACGGAGUAAAUAAAUACAGCACAAAAAUGAUUCUGUCAAAUAUUACAGAUGAAACAAUUACUAGUUUUAAUAAACGGACAUUGAAAAAAAAACCAAGCGUACAGUUUGAGAACACUAAUAACAACUUUUGCAGAGUUAUUAGUGCUCCUGUAAUGGUAUGUAAGAACAAUACAAUUAAAAGUAAAAGUGAUUUAAAUAUCGAUGAUUAUACCACAGAUAAUCAAACUGUUACAUUUAAAAACAUUGAAAUCGAUGAAGUUUAUAUUAAAACAGACAAUACAAAUGUUCAAAUGAAAACAACAAAUAAAAAGCAAAAAAACAUAUCAUUUUCAAAUGAAAAACUUUGGGAAAUUAAUAGGGUUAAUCAAAUUUUACAUAACAAAAUCACAAAUGGAGUGAAACCUACUUAUUCAAGGAUAAAACCUUCUACAUCAUUAGUUAAAGCCACAUCAACAAUUAAUCGAGAGAGAAAAAAUAAAGACAUUGUUAAGGAGAAUGAAGUAAGUUUUAAACAUUCAAAGGGUUUUGUUGAAAAAAUAAAUAAUUUAGUUUUAAAUUACACAAAUAAGUACCUAGGUCCCUAA